AUGAUUGUUUUUUUUUUUUUUGGUUUUAGGUUGGCCGCAGCGCAGGAAGCAGCCGCCCAACAGCGAGCUCUGCCUCCUGGUCGUGACUGCCCGCCAUCGCCCGGCACCAUGGGCAAACAUUCCCAGCAACCCCCAGGGGCCAAACAGCCCACCUCGCUCUUUAUUUUCGGCGAGGAAAAUAUAGAGAAAACGGAGACUUACUUCCUAUGUAUAUUUUGCGUAGAAGCAUCCCUAAAAAUAUUAGCUUUAGGUUUUGUACUUCAUCGUGGUUCAUACCUUCGUAACAUUUGGAACAUGAUGGAUUUCGUAGUUGUGGUCGAUGACCAUAUUCGCGGAAUCGAAUGUGGACGUCGAUCUUCGAAUGCUGCGAUCUUUCCGCGUGUUGAGGCCUUUGAAAUUGGUUUCGCGGAUCCCAAGUUUGUGACCAUGGUUCCCGGGGACGUAGGUCUAGAUCUUCGAACCCUGAGGGCUAUACGUGUGCUAAGGCCACUGAAACUUGUAUCAGGAAUUCCCAGUCUGCAGGUGGUGCUCAAGUCCAUAAUAAAAGCCAUGGCGCCCUUGCUGCAAAUUGGUCUCCUGGUUCUUUUUGCAAUUGUUAUAUUUGCCAUAAUCGGCCUCGAAUUUUAUUCUGGGGCUUUACACAAGACUUGCUACAGUUUAGAAGACUUAACUAAAAUAGUUGAAGAAGGUGACGCAGCAACGCCUUGUAACACAGAUAACGAAAGCAUAGCUCAACCGGGUAGUUUUAUAUGCAAUCCAAAUAUUUCUACGUGCAUGGAAGAAUGGGAGGGUCCCAAUUACGGCAUAACAUCCUUUGACAAUAUCGGAUUUGCCAUGUUGACCGUGUUUCAAUGCAUAACAAUGGAGGGUUGGACUGCCAUUUUGUACUGGACAAACGAUGCACAAGGUAGUAAAUACAAUUGGAUAUACUUCGUACCUUUAAUUGUAGUCGGAUCAUUCUUCAUGCUCAACUUAGUACUUGGUGUUCUUAGUGGUGAAUUUGCAAACCAGAGAGAAAAAGUCGAGAACAGGCAGACGUUCCUCAAGCUUCGAACUCAGCAGCUCCUCGAACGCGAGCUCAACGGAUAUGUCGAAUGGAUAAGCAAAGCAGAAGAAGUAAUUUUAAACGAAGAGAGAACGACCGAGGAAGAAAAAAUGCACAUAAUCGAAGCGAGAAGACGAGCGGCAGCCAAAAGGAAAAAAUUGAAAAAUUUAGGAAAGAGCAAAAGUACGGAUACGGAAGAAGAAGAGGAAGAAGUUGAAGAAGGUUUUUCACGAUCGUACCUCAAAGCAAAAGUUAAAAACAAGGGAGCGUUUUGGAGAGCAGAAAAAAGACUUAGAUUUUGGAUCAGGCACGCGGUGAAAACGCAGGUUUUCUACUGGUUCGUCAUUGUCCUAGUCUUUCUUAAUACUAUUUGCGUGGCCGUCGAGCAUUACGACCAACCGCCUUGGCUCACCUCAUUUCUGUAUUAUACGGAGUUCAUAUUUUUAGGUUUAUUCUUAAUCGAAAUGUUUAUUAAAAUGUACGCUUUGGGGCCUCGAAUAUAUUUCGAAUCCGCUUUUAAUAGAUUCGAUUGUGUUGUGAUCAGUGGUUCGAUAUUUGAAGUGAUUUGGUCUCAAAUCAAAUCCGGGUCAUUCGGACUUUCCGUCUUAAGAGCUUUAAGAUUAUUAAGGAUAUUUAAAGUUACAAAGUACUGGUCAUCGCUUCGAAAUCUUGUGAUAUCACUUUUAAACUCUAUGAGAUCCAUAAUUUCACUCUUGUUCCUUCUCUUCCUUUUCAUUCUCAUUUUCGCCCUUUUGGGUAUGCAAUUAUUUGGCGGACAAUUCAACUUCGACGAUGGUACACCUCCCACUAAUUUUAAUACCUUCCCCAUAGCGCUUCUAACAGUCUUCCAGAUUUUGACUGGUGAAGAUUGGAACGAAGUCAUGUACAAAGGCAUAGAAUCUCAGGGUGGUCAUAAAAAAGGAAUGAUCUACUCGCUGUACUUCGUCAUUCUUAUGCUCUUCGGUAACUACACUUUACUUAAUGUAUUUUUGGCCAUCGCUGUAGAUAAUUUGGCCAAUGCUCAGGAACUGACAGCUGCCGAAGAGGAACAAGAAGAAGAAGACAAAGAGAAACAAGCGCAAGAACUCGAAAAAGAAAUGGAAGCGCUACAAAUGGGUGGGACAUUAAUUGAAGGAGAUGGAAACGUACCCUCGCCUUCUCACAAUUUAAAAGAGAAACGGAAAAAGGAAGAGGAGAAAAAAGUAGAAGCGGAUGAAGAGUUAACGGGGCCCAGACCAAUGCUGCCGUACACAUCAAUGUUCAUUUUAUCAACAACAAAUCCAAUCAGAAGAGCCGCUCAUUGGGUAGUUAAUUUAAAGUACUUUGACUUUUUCAUCAUGGUAGUGAUUAGUCUUAGCUCGAUAGCUCUUGCCGCCGAAGACCCCGUCGAAGAGGAAUCUGUAAGAAACAGCAUUCUUAAUUACUUUGAUUAUGCCUUCACCUGUGUGUUCACCAUAGAAAUGAUUCUCAAGAUAUUAGACUUGGGACUUAUACUACAUCCGGGAUCGUAUCUCCGGGAAUUUUGGAACAUUAUGGAUGCCGUAGUGGUGAUAUGUGCCGCCGUGUCUUUCGGCUUUGACAUUAGUGGGAGUUCUGCUGGUCAGAAUUUAUCCACGAUAAAAUCACUGCGAGUGUUAAGAGUUUUGCGACCUCUCAAGACCAUAAAAAGAGUGCCGAAAUUAAAAGCAGUUUUUGAUUGCGUCGUCAAUUCUCUUAAAAACGUUAUCAACAUAUUAAUAGUAUACAUAUUGUUCCAAUUUAUAUUUGCCGUUAUUGCUGUGCAGUUGUUCAAUGGGAAAUUUUAUUAUUGUACGGACGAUAGUAAAGCCACAGAAAAAGAAUGCCAAGGGCAAUAUUUCGUUUUCGAUAAAUCCAGUUUGUUGCCUAGAGCUGAUAAAAGAGUUUGGAGAGCUCAGGAUUUUCAUUACGACAACGUUGCCGUGGCCAUGUUGACAUUAUUUGCCGUACAGACUGGAGAGGGUUGGCCUCAAGUUUUACAAAAUUCUAUGGCUGCAACUUAUGAAGACACGGGUCCUAUUCAAAAUUUUAGAAUAGAAAUGUCCAUAUUUUACAUAGUUUACUUCGUAGUUUUUCCUUUCUUCUUUGUAAAUAUAUUCGUGGCGUUAAUUAUAAUUACUUUUCAAGAGCAAGGAGAAGCGGAGCUUCAAGAUGGAGAAAUCGAUAAAAAUCAGAAAUCUUGUAUUGAUUUUACAAUUCAAGCUCGACCGUUGGAAAGGUACAUGCCCAAAGAGAGAAACAGUUUCAAAUACAAAGUUUGGAAACUAAUAGCUUCGACGUCUUUUGAAUAUUUUAUCAUGAUGCUCAUAGUAUUUAAUACUUUAUUAUUAAUGAUGAAGUUUCACAAGCAAUCUGCUUUGUACAAGAAGUCGCUGCACUACCUGAACAUGGGUUUUACGACCAUGUUCACCAUCGAAACCAUACUCAAGUUGUUAGCUUACGGAAUCAGGAAUUUUUUCAAAGAUGCCUGGAACACGUUUGAUUUGAUCACAGUACUCGGAAGCAUUGUCGACGUUUUAUUCAUGGAAUUUGGGGAAAAUUCGUUCAACGUUGGUUUUUUACGAUUGUUUCGUGCUGCUCGUCUUAUAAAAUUACUAAGGCAAGGUUACACGAUAAGAAUAUUGCUAUGGACUUUUGUACAAUCAUUCAAAGCUCUGCCGUAUGUUUGCCUGUUGAUAGCAAUGCUCUUUUUUAUUUACGCAAUCAUCGGAAUGCAGGUUUUUGGAAACAUGAAGUUCGAUCCGUACUCGGCCUUGAACAGACAUAACAACUUUCAAACAUUCUUCGGUGCUCUUCUAUUAUUAUUUCGAUGUGCUACGGGUGAAGCCUGGCCUUCCAUAAUGUUAUCAUGCAUAAAAGAUCGACCCUGCGACGUACGUGCCAACAAAGGUUCCGAAACCUGCGGGUCUAAUCUCGCCUACGCUUAUUUUGUUUCGUUCAUAUUUUUUUGUUCCUUUCUCAUGUUAAAUUUAUUCGUGGCUGUUAUUAUGGAUAAUUUUGAUUAUCUGACCAGAGAUUCCUCAAUAUUAGGUGCCCAUCAUCUCGAUGAAUUUGUUAGAAUAUGGGCCGAAUAUGAUCCUAAUGCUACGGGUAAAAUAGAUUAUACUGAAAUGUACGACAUGUUAAAAAAUAUGGACCCUCCUUUGGGGUUUGGAGCAAAGUGCCCAAAUAGAUUAGCGUAUAAAAAAUUAAUAAGAAUGAACAUGCCGGUCGACGAUAAGGGAAAAGUUAAUUUCACAACGACUUUGUUUGCUCUCAUACGUGAAAAUUUAAGCAUAAAAGUGAGAGCGGCUGAGGAAAUGGACCAAGCGGAUGAAGAAUUGAGAAAAACAAUAAUGAAAAUAUGGCCGUUGCAAUCGAAAAAAAUGAUUGAUUUAUUAGUACCGCAAAAAGAAGAAUUAGGCAAGGGAAAAUUAACGGUUGGAAAAAUAUAUGCCGGACUUUUGAUACUCGAAAGUUGGAGAUCGACGAGAUUUGGACAAAUCGAAUCCGCGGGUGUUCCGUCGGUCAAUGGGGUGCUCAAAAUAGGAAUUCCCUCGAUGCCCCCGAGCCCGAAGAAUCCCCGGGUUUGCUUUUGGGGAAAAAUACAGCCAACCGGGGUUCCCGGUUUCAACGUCUUCCCCCCCCUUUUCCUUAUCCUUAUGGUGAACGAUUUACAAAAUGUCACAAUUGAAUCUCGAAGGCCUUCAUUAGAAUCAUUACAAGGUGACCAAAAUCAUCGAUUGCAUCCUGGUUAUGGUGAUCAAUCGACAAGAACUCCUAGUUUUAGAAGAAGAAAAUCUCCUAGUUUUAUGUACAAAGGUGUUUCGCCAAGGAGAGGAGGUCAUCCUCAGCAACACGAUAUCGGUUUUAGCGAUACCGUAUCGAACGUUGUAGAUAUAGUUAAACACGAUAGAAGAGGAAAACCGAAAGGUACUUGGUCGACUUCGACGAGUCCGGCAAGAUCUCCGAGCCCUUCGAGGGUCCGUUACUACUCGAACCGUUCGCGUGCAUAUGGGACCACAUCUCUUGAGCAAAGAUCGAGAUCACCGUCGCCGACGGGCGAUCGCGGACCCCCGCCAUCAGUUCAUCAUCAUCAUUUUCAUCAUCAUUCUCAUCAGCACAGUUAUCCGGUAUUGGUGACGAGAAGAGGUCACGGACGAAGAUUGCCGGCGACUCCGAGCAAACCUUCGACUUUGCAACUCCGGCCGUCGAGCAUAAAUUUUCCCAAAUUAAACGCUUCACCGACUCAUUGUCCUCCUUUGUCAUCAUCAUCCGGCGGUCAUCAUCAAAUAACAACGGGACAAUAUUGUCCGUUGAGUUUCGAACAAGCCGUGGCGAUCGGUAGAGGUGGAAGAGUACUUCCGUCUCCUCUUUUAAACGGUUACAAACCCGGACAACAGCAACAUCAGCAUCAACAUCAACAACGACCGAGAAGGCACAGCGAUUCGGACGAAGAUGAUUGGUGCUAG
Molecule: messenger RNA, 5514 nt
Organism: Pediculus humanus corporis (human body louse)
Lineage: Eukaryota; Metazoa; Arthropoda; Insecta; Psocodea; Pediculidae
Product: Dihydropyridine-sensitive L-type, skeletal muscle calcium channel alpha-1 subunit, putative
Exons: 34
Coding region: 1-5514 (1837 amino acids)
Biological process (GO): calcium ion import across plasma membrane; chemical synaptic transmission
Cellular component (GO): membrane; voltage-gated calcium channel complex
Molecular function (GO): calcium ion binding; high voltage-gated calcium channel activity
Source: RefSeq, a predicted model, not a curated record